CCCAGCGCGCCUCCGAUGAUCGUCCAGCUGCUUCUUCUUCUCCUCCUCCGCUGGGCGAGAGAGGCUCGCUCCCGCCGCCUCUCCGAGCGAGGGCAGCCGGCUGGCGAGAAGCAUUUGGCUAGACCAAGCGUUGGGAAGACUUCCUUAAAAUUUCAGCAGGGAUUGCCGAAGGACUUAACCAGAAACCUUUGCAAGUACACCUGGUCCUCACGUUUACGACCACAACCGAGCCCAACAUUUCCGUUGCAAAGCAAGAUAAUGGUUAGGUGUCCCGAGAUGUCGUCCUUGGUUUGGUUUCACGUGCUGCUAGUUUUGCCCUGUUUCGGCACCUCAAGGACUUGCUUCCCGAGAUGCCACUGCGAAGUGGAGACCUUUGGCCUCUUCGACAGCUUCAGCCUCACCAAAGUGGACUGUAGUGGGAUCGGAUCCCACCUCGUGCCUGUUCCCAUCCCCUUGGACACCACCUACUUGGAUUUAUCUUCUAACCACUUGGAAGCCAUCAACCAGUCCAUGUUAACCGGGCCUGGUUACACCACUCUCGUAGGCCUUGACUUGAGCUACAAUAAAAUCUCCAAGGUGGUCCCUACCACCUUCUCGAGACUCCGGUAUCUUGAGUCUUUGGAUCUGAGCCAUAACUCUUUGGUGACCAUCCCCGAGGACUGUUUCUCUCAGUCCCCUCUGGGAGAAGUGGACCUUAGCAACAACCUUCUCUUGGAGGUCCCCUUGAACGUCUUUGCCUUCAGAGGUCAAGGAAAACCCAUCAACGUUGAUCUUUCCAACAACUUAAUAAGCCAGGUGUCAAGAUACUCGGAUAAACCCGUUCCUAACAUUCAAAGCUUAAAUUUCUCGGGGAACCGAUUAACCAGCAUUCCAGAUCUCCAAGGGAUCCCCCUUCGUUACUUAAACCUGGAUGGAAACCCAGUGUCCGUCAUUCAGAAGGACGCCUUCUUGGGCCUGAUAGGGUUAACCCACUUGUCCUUGAGUGGGAUUGACCAUCUCUUGGACAUUUCGCCUUUUGGCUUCAAGGACCUCUCCGCUCUCCAAGUGCUGGAUUUAUCCAACAAUCCCAACAUGAAAUCCUUGAACCCCAAAGUGUUCUACAGCUUGAGUUCGUUGCAAGAGCUCAACCUGUCAGGGACGAGGCUGGCCGCCACUUUCUCCAAACCGAUGUUGAGAUACUUGCCUUCCAUCAAGAGCGUGGCCUUGGCCAAGAACAUCCGGUGUCUUAAGACCGUUCGGGAAGGACACUACCACCGAGAAGCUGGACCGAGCAAGAAAGAGGUCCUACGAUGUCACGGCGGCCACGGAUCCGUGGCGCCGUACGUGUUGUGAUCGAGGACCGAGCCUCCGCACGAUGAGACUUCUUUUUUUAAAAAAAAACACAGCCACGAAUGUGCCUUCUGUACAAACAUUUAAUUUAUACUUUUUUUUUUUUUUGGUAUAUCUCAACUCCGCGUUACAAUAAUGGAUGGGACAAAACGCUCACAAGUCUGGUUUAUUUCAGGGGUACCCCCCCCAAAUUUCCAGCUCUGGACCGCCGGUGAUUGGGGGGGGGUGAGCGGGGAAGGGGAUGGUUUCAUGUGCAUGCCUGCCACUUGUGCAAAUAGUUUCGUGUGCUUGCACGCUCGCCCGGUUUCCAACGAGCCAUGGACUGCUACCGGUCCACAGAAUAGGGGUUAGAGUCCCCUGGUUUAUUUGAUUUUCCUAACCCUCAGUUGUUCUCCUGGAAACCCUGAGACCACAGCUGUGGCUUCUACAGCAGGGGUGUCAACUCAUGGCCUGUGGGCUGCAUCCGGCUGGCAAUGUGGUCCAGUCCGGCCCACGGAGCCAUCCUGGAAAAUUGCUUCGGCCCAGUCUACCCAAUGCAAAGAGGAAACAUGCCAGCAGUUUUGGGAGUGGCUUCAGGCUCGUCACGCUCGCUGUUCUGCCCCAGCUACGGACCCCAAAGAACGCAGCACACACGAAGUCUGUACAGACCUUAGUUUACUAAAUUAAAUCAGUUUUUUUUUUUCCAAACAAAGGCUGUUAAUUAACUUUCUUAACAGCCAACAAUAAUCGUAAUCUUACUAUGGUUGGCAGAAAGCCCAGAAGCAAUUUGCAGAGAACUAAGAUCAAGACGCGAAGGAGAGUGAACGAAGUUGUUCCCUGCAAAUUGCUUCAGUCGGCAUUCCUCCUUAAAUAGGCUAAGGGAGUGGCCAAUUAGCCCCAAGCCUUACUCUCGAGGAGACCUCCUCCUGAGAAGCCACUCCUGCCUUUUGGCAGCUCUGCGUGCCCGUGCACUGAGAAGAGGCUCCUCCUCUUCUUCCUCUUCACUUAUGGGAGCUUCUGGAUGUUCUGAAGGCCCUGGCUGAAUCCCCACCUCUGGCACCACAUCUUCUCCAGCCUCCUCAUUGUCCGACUCGAGUGCCAGCUGCACAGGCUGCUGGCGCAGCCCCACACCAGCCUCCUCGCUGUCCGAAUCAGCUGCACAGGCCGCGUAUGGGCCACAACACUCACCCAGUUGGCCACGCCCAGUGAGUGGCAUCAAGAUAGCCACACCUACCCAGUUAGCCAUGCCUACACGGCCCCCCGAGUUCAACCACAGUCCUGAUGCAGCCCUCAAUGAAAGCAAGUUUGACACCCCUGAUCUACAAUGUCCUUCAGAGACAGGUAAUCUUCGCCUUACAACCAUUCGUUUAGUGACUGAAGUUGCAACGGCCCUGAACAAAGUGAUUCAUGCCUGGUUUGCACACUUAGCGACCGUUGUAGCAUCUCCAUAGUCGCGUGAUCCAAAUCCGGAGGCUUGGCCACUGGCGUGUAUUUACGACGGUUGCAGUGUCCCGCGGUUGCGCGAUCCCCUUUUGCGACUUUUCCAGCUGGCUAUCAAAGUCAACGGGGGAAGCCAAAUUCACAUAACAAACCGCGUGAUUCGCACCACAAUUGCCCUGAUUCGCUUAACGACUGUAGCAAGAAAGGUCGUAAAAUGGGGCAAAACUCAUUAUAACAGCCAUCUUGCUUAGCAAGAGAAACGUUGGGCUCAAAUAUGGUUGUAAAUCGAGGACUACCUUCGAUUCACUUCGAAGAUCUUCCGAAGAGGACGGUUCAGCCCCAGAAAUUGUGGAUUUGAGAAAAUGUCUAGGGCAAUGUUUCUCAAUCAUUGGUAUAGAGGUAUAGAGGUGUUGGACUUCAACCCCCAGAAUUCCCCAGCCAGCAUGGGAAUUCUGGGAGUUAAAGUUCACACCUCUGAAAGUUGCUAAGGAGAAACACGAUUGUAACACACCCACCCACAACCUAUUCAAUUCCAUUUGAGCUGAUAACUGGCCAGAAGGUGUAUAUACCUUCUUUGGCCACAAGAGGGAAGCAGUUUACCACAACCUUUCGGUGGAAUUGUCCUUGUUUCUCUUGGAAAGUUCUUCGGUUUUUCCUCCAGCUCUUGUGAUUUCUUGGUGGUCUUCCAUCCUCACGCUAACCAAGCCUGUUCCUACAUUACUCAGGAAACUCAUGGACUGUCUGUAGGCUGGAUUUUUGUUGCUCAACCAAAGGUUUUGCAUGAAAGCCUGAUGUAAGAGGCAGAGUUCCCACAGCCCUUUAAACGUGCAAAUUAAGUUAUACAUGUAAAAUUAAAAGCUUCCUUUGCAUUGAGCUUGAUCCUUGGAGAUAUCCAAGGAAGGCUUUUUGUAAAGGAUAUGGAGGCAGUCCCACUUUUUUUUUCUGGAUUUUUUUUUUAUUUCCUGGUGGUCUCCUUUCCAGUAAUACCAACUGAUCUUCUUAGCUUCUGAACCGAGAGACCCAUCAGCCAAGUGCUGUCACCGGAUACUAAUACAAAUGCUGGAUCUCAAGAAAAGAUGGCGCUUGAAUGUUACAUUUGCAAGUAGUCCUCGGCUUACGACCACAACUGAGCCCAACAUUGGCGCUGCUAAACAAGACAGUUAUGAAGUUUUGCCCCAUUUUUUCUUGCCACAGUUGUUAAGCGAAUCCUGUAGUUGUUAGCAACACAACUGUUAAGUGAAUCUGGCUUCCCCGUCCACUUUGCUUGUCAGCACGGUUGCAAAAGGGGAUCCCAUGACACACACACACACACCGGGGACACUGCGACCGUCAUAAAUAUGAAGCAGUUGGCAAGUAUGUGAAUUUUGAUCACUUGAUCAUGGGGAUGUUGCAACGGUCAUAAGUGUGAAAAACGGUCGUAAGUCCCUUUUUUUCAACAUUGUAACUUUGAAUGGUCACUAAACGAACGGUUGUAAAUCAAGGACUACCCGUAUUUCCUUAAAUACCUCUGACUUUUUAAAGUUUUGAAUCUCAUCCAACCAUGUUCCUCCCAAUUGUGCAAGCAAAGCUUUUCACUCACACACAAACAUACAAUUUUGGCAACAACCUUCGCGAUUACAGCGAGUCCGACUUAAGAACAGUUCAUUUAGCGACGGUCUGAAGUUAUGACGGCGUUGAAUAACGUGACUUACGACCUGUUUUUCACAGUUAUGACCUUUGCAGCAUUUCCCAUAAUCGUGAUCAAAUUCAGAGGCUCGGCAACUGGCAUGUACUUACGACUGUUGCAGUCUUCCGGGGGUCAUGUGAUCCCGUUCUCGCAAGCAAAGUCCAGGGGGAAGCCCGAUUCACUUAACAACCGGGUUACUAAUUUUUUAUCAACUGCAGCGAUUCACUUAGCAACGGUGGCACGAACGGUCGUAAAAUCAGGAGUGGUAUUCACUUACUUUCCCUACCGGUUCGCAAAUGUGAGUCCGUGCGCACUUUGCUGACACUCACGCCUUCCGUACAUGCACCCAGCCACAAAACGCGACUAAAUAGGAUGGCAGAGUCGGGGAAGGUGGGUGGAGCCACCCGUGAUUUCCGCAAGCAGUUCUGCCGAACCGGUCUGAACCAGCUGCAUACCACCUCUGCCCCAAGACUCACUGAACAGAUGUUUUCACUUUUAACCACAGACUUCUGGGCUCCGUUGUGGUCGUAAGUCGAGGUCUACCUGUAUUGUAUUUUACCACCCUGGGAAAGGAAGCCCACCUUCUCAAAAACUUAACUUUAACCUUUCUUCUCUCAUCUGGCUUUGGUCGCGUCACAGUUAACGCCGAGUUAAGAUUAAGGCAAACAUUACGCAGAUUCGCCCGCGAUGCUUUUCCGAAGGCUUCACAAAGGCCUCUUCAUUUUUCCACCCAGCUGACAUUUUGGCUGAAACAAUUUCAUUUUUUUUUUUUUUCCUCUUGGCAAGAAUGGCCCGUCUCUUGAUCACGGAAGGCAGAUUUCAACUGUAGUUCUCCGGAUCCAGCCGGAUAGGAUGGGAAAACUUCCCUGCCAGCUUGGAUGUCAAAAUUUGCAAUCCGCGUAAGAGAGGAAAAAAAAAAUCCCAAAAAGAACAGAUUUGAAAAAACGAUAAAUUUAGCAUUAUUUUUUUUUUUUUUAGAGUCUGCCUAAGAAGGCAGCGUUCCAAUUUCUUGGGGUUUGAUCCACAUUUUUUUAAAAAAGAAAAAGAUUUGGAAAAACCGAGCUCGUAAGUAUUUCUCUUGCAUAUGUGCAGAACUUUAGUAGGUAUUUUUUUUAAAAAAAAAAACGUGCCUCUCGAUAGUCCUCGGCUUACGACCACAAUCGAGCCAAGAAUUUCUGCUGCGAAGCAAAACGGCCGUUAAAUGUGUUCCCCCCCCCAAUUUUACGACCUUCCUUGCCACAUUUGUUAAGUGAAUCAGUGCAAUGGAUAAAUUAGUAAGCCGGUUGUUAAGUGAAUCACUGCAAUUGAUAAAUUAGUAAGCCGGUUGUUAAGUGAAUCUGGCUUCCCCAUUGACUCUGCUUAUUGGAAGAUCGCAAAAGGGGAUCAUGUGACCCCGGGACACUGCAACGGUCGUAAGUGUGAAAAAUGGUCAUAAGUCGCUUUUUUCAGUACCGUUGUAACUUCGAACCAUCACUAAAUGAACUGUUCUUAAGUCAAGGACCAGCUGUAUUUAUUUUCUCUUGGCUGAUUGCAUUUUAACACAGGAACUAUUUCCAAGGAAUUAAGUUUUAAAAUCUGAGCCACCUCAAUAUAUUUUCUUUAAAAAAAAAAUCAGAAACUCAUAAAUAACAGGGAGGGACGCAGUGGCUCAGUGGCUAAGACACUGAGCUUGUCGAUCGAAAGGUCGGCGGUCCAGCGGUUCGAAUCCCGAGUGCCGCGUAACGGGGUGAGCUCCCGUUUAGUUGUCCCAGCCUCUGCCAACCUAGCAGUUCGAAAGCAGGUAAAAAAUGCAAGUAGAAAAAGAGGGACCACCUUUGGUGGGAAGGGAACAGCGUUUUCCGUGCGCCUUUGGCGUUGAAUCAUGCCGGCCACAUGACCACGGAGACGUCUUCGGACAGCGCUGGCUCUUCGGCUUUGAAACGGAGAUGAGCAUCGGCCCCUAGAGUCGGGAACGACUAGCACGUAUGUGCGAGGGGAACCUUUACCUUUACCUUAGGGCCAUGAUGGCGAACCUAUGGCACGCGUGCCACAGGUGGCACACGUACCCAUAUCAGUGGGCACGCCAGCUCAGCUCUGGCACGCAUGUGUGCGCCGGCCAGCUGAUUUUCAGGCCUUCUGGGUCCACCAGAAGAAGGGAAACAGGCUGUUUCCUGCCUCCGGAGGGCCUGGGGUGUGUGUGUGUGUGGGGAAGGCUGUUUUUGCCCUCCCCAGAUGCAUAGAGAGGAUCUGGAGCCAGGUGAGAAAGAAAAACGGGCCAUUGCAUGCCAGGAGCGGGGGGGGGGUUGCACACGCAUGCACAGGGUGGGGCACAUAGAAUUAUGGGUGUGGGCACGCGUGUGUGCAAACCUCCCCCUCCCCUUCCUGGCAUGCGAUGGCAAAAAGGUUAGCCAUCACUGCCUUAGGGUGUGUAUUUAAAUAUUGAUCAGGAAAAGGUGAUGGCAGGAGCCUCUAUAUAGGGUGUAUCGAUACUCCUUGACUUGUGACCACAACUGAGCCCAAAAUUUCAGUUUAAUUUAGUUUAGUUUAGUUCAUUGCACAUGGUACAACGAAAUUAAACGCCGUCUUCAGUGUACAUUAUAACUAAAAAUAAAAACACAAACAUAACAUCCUUUACAUUGUAUAGAAUUGCAAUUGAAAACAAUUGAAAAAUUGUUCUUAAGGAAGACGCUGUGCUAAGUGAAUUCAGUUAACCGUCGUUAACUGAAUUGCUGUUGUUAAGCUAACAACCUGGUUGUAAAGUGAAUCGGCCUUCCCCAUGGACUUUGCUGGUCAGAAGGUCGCAACAGGUGAUCGCGUAUCCUGGGACACUGCAAUGGUCAUAAGUAAGAGUCAAUUGCCGGUUGUCACGCGACCACGGGAAUGCUGCGACGGUCGUAAGUGUGAAAACAGUCGUAAGUCACUUUUUUCCGUGCGGUUGUAACUUCAAACGGUCACUAAAUGAAGUGUUGUAAGUCGAGGACGAUCUACUACAGCACAUAUUGCAUGGGGCUGCUCUUGAAGACUACCCAGAAGCUUUAACCGGUCCAGCAUGCAACUCUUCGUGCCACCUCACAACUUGACUACUGCAACCCUCUCUACAUGGGGCUGCCCUUGAAGUCUAUCCUGAACUGGUCCAGAACGCCAUGGCGUAGCUAAUGAUGGGCAAUGCCUUACUAUGCCCAUAUAACAUUUCUGGGUUUACGGCCUGGUUACUCGAAGGACUGCCCAAUUCCAGUGGAGGUAGUCCUCGACUUACGACAGUUCGUUUAGUGACCGUUCCAAGUUACAACGGCACUGAAAAAAGUGAUUUAGGACCGGGGUUUUUUUUUUCCACACUUACGGUUUACAUUUGGAUGCUCGAUAAUUAACUCAUCUUUAUGACGGUCUCAGCAUCCCGGGGUCACGUGAUCCCCUUUUGCGACCUUCUGACAAGAUUCACUUAACCAACGUGACAAGAAAAGUCCUAAAAACGGGAGCAAAGCUCUCCACGAAUGUCUCAAUUAGUGGCGUAAAUGUGGUUCUCGGUUGUGGUCGUAAAUCGAGGACUGCCUGUUUCUGCCUGAUUCGAUUGGAUCCUGCAGGGUGGAUUCGCUCUAGCUUCCUUCGAUUAAACCCCCGGGAUUGCUUUUGUGACCUUCCUCACGAAAAGAUCCCCCCCCUUUUUUUGGGGACCAAUGACGUCUCUGUGUCCUACACAAUCUCCUCAUUCUUUCCCCCCCCCUUCCUCGAAUGAGGAACAAAGAAAAUGCAAUUAAAGCUAAAAAAAAGGAAGAAUUCUUCUGUAGAAGAAAAAUCCCCUUCUGGGGAAAUUCGAGGCUGUGUGACCUUCUCGACCUAGUUUGACUUUUGAGCUCGACAAAAAAUGCAAUCAAAGACCUCGACAAAAAUGCAAAAAUGCAGCCUCCUCCGACAGAGCUAAAUCACACACACACAAGUACCCCAAAAAAGAAACGAGGAUUUAAACUUAAACUCUGCAUGAUAUUUCAAUAUUGCCCCUGCUUUUUCUCCCAACCACGUUGUACGAAUUCAAUGCGUCUGGGAAGGUCUCUGAAUUUCUCUAUGCAACUCUGCAAAAUUUAUUUAUUUAAUCCUUCACGUUUUCCCCUUUAAAGAAAAAAAAAAAUGUCGGCUAAAAAUGUUUAAGCCCACUCUCGAGGAGAAGUGAGAAGUGCCAAAGAUUGCCUAACCCUGGACAGGAAAUAGGAAGAAUUUGGACAAUCUGGCUUUGUUCCCAGGUGUUUUGUUUCGGCAACAUCCUGGUUUACUUAGGGAGGUGGGAUUGAAUCCAUAAUGAAGUUCCAUAAUGAAAAGGACAUGAUAGCAUGAUAGCAUGAAUGAGGAUUUUGCAAUAUCUUUUCCCCAGGAGUGGGCUGGGAAUGGAGAUUUUGCAAUAUUCUUCCCCCAGGAGUGAGGUGGGAAGGGGGCUUUUGCAGUAUCCUUCCCCUGCCACGCCCACCAAGCCACGCCCACAGAACCGGUCGUAAAAAAAAAAAAUUUGGAUUUCCCCACUGGCUCAACCUAUUAUCCAAAGGACCAGAAGGCAGGACAAGAAUCAACGGAUGGAAACUCAUCAGUGACAUCAUCAGAAGGAGAGGUAAUAAAGAAGAUUUGAGAAUGUGCAGAAAUGAAUAGGUUGGCAUUGAGAAUAAAAGAUAAAGAGGAAUCGGGUGUAUUUCAAGACAUGGGGACGAUUUUAUGCAUGGUUAGAAAAGAAAUAUGAAUAAAAGAUUAUAGAGAAAUAAAUUAGAUAAGAUGAGAAAGAAGAAAAAGGAAAUAGAAAUGCAGAAGACACCUGUGUAAAUGGAAAAGGGGGAAAGAAAAUAUAUAAAUGUACAUUUAUGACGAUAUGUUUGAAUUUAGUAAAAUGAAAAAGUAAUUGAAAAGAAGGUAAAAAUCGGGAUUGCUCGAAUACCACUUUGGAAAAUAGUAAAUUGAAAAUGAAUACAACAAUUAGAGAGAGAAUGGAGAGGAAUAGAGGAGAGAAGAGAGGGAGGAGAGAGGGAAAGAAAAGGAAAAGGAGAGGAAGAAAGGGGAAAUGAGUAGGAGAGAAGGUUAGAAGGGAGGAAGAAGGGAGGUGGGAGAAGGAGAAGGAGAGGAGGAAAGAAGAAAAUAGAUGGAGAGGGAUAAAGGAGAGGAGAGGAAGGAGAGAGGGAAAGAAGAAAGGGAAAAGGAGAGGAAGAAAGGGGAAACGAGUAGGAGAGAAGGUUAGAAGAGAGGAAGAAGGGAGAUGGAAGGAGAGAAGGAGAAGGAAAGAUGAAAAUAGAGAGGAAUAGAGGAGAGGAAGGAGAGAGGGAAAGAAUGGAAAAGGAGAGGAAGAAAGGAAACGAGUAGGAGAGAAGGUUAGAAGGGAGGUGGGGGGGAAGGAGAGGAGGAAAGAAAGUAGAAGAGUAGAUGGAAGAAAGGAGGGAAAGGAAAGAGGAGAGAGAGAAGAAGGAUUGUUGUAAAACAAGGGAGAUGAAAUGGUAGAAGAGCAACCCAGAAAAUAAUUAAAUUGUUUAGGAUGACGAUUGUAUUAGUAUGAAAGUUAAAAAGAAAAAUAUGUAUGUUAGAUAAGAAACUACAUUUAAGAUACGUUUAUGAGGAAAAAAAAUAAAAAACUUUUUAAAAAUAAACUCAUGAGGAUGCUACAAUGGUUGUAAGUAUGAAAAACUGUCAUAAAUCACUUUUUAAAGGGCUGUUGUAACUUUAAACGGUCGCUAAAAGCUAUGCUUUGAUGGCCAUCUGCUGAUCUUCCAAAACUUUAUGAGAGAAAAAUAUUCUGAAUUUCUCAGAGUUUUUUUUUUCUCUCUCUCUCUUGGGGCUUCUGCAAAACAUUUGAGUUCAAUAAUUGUUCGGGAGUUCCAUUUAUCUACUCUCUGUAUAAAACGAUGCUAUUUUUUUUUCUCCGGGUUGGAUCUUGGCAGCUGGUAGGGUUCCCUCACUGAGAGACAAAUGGGAUUUCCUGAUCCCAAAAUCAGUGGAGAUCCACUGCCCCCUUCUGGAUUGGCCUUGAUCGCUCAGCCUUGCAUUUUCCACGAAUGAACAAUGGUGGAUAAUUAAUCAAACACCAUGAUUUAAUUAAGCGGUAUUUCUCAACCUGGGCCACUCUUAAGACGUGUGGACUUCAACUCCCAGAAUUCCCUGGGCCCAACAUGGCUGACUGUGGAAUUCUGGGAGUUGAAGUCCACAUACCGGAAAAAUUGCUGAAGAUGAGAAACGCUACUCUGGAGCAUUUCUAGGUAGUCCUCGACUUACAACAGUUCAUUUAGUGACCGUUGGAAGUUACAACGGCACUGAAGAAGUGACAUACGACUGUUUUUCACACUUAACGACUGUUGCAGCAUCCCCAGGGUCACGUGAUUCAAAAUUCAGAUGCUUGGCAACUGACUCGUAUUUAUGACGGUUGCAAUGUUCCCGGGGUGACAUGAUUCCCCCUUUUGUGACCUCCUGACCAGCAAAGUCAAUGGUGAAGGCAGAUUCACUUAACAACCGGGUUACUAAUUUAACAAGUGCAGGAUUCACUUAACGACAGUGGCAAGAAAGGCCGUUAUAUGGGGCAAAACUCACUUAACCAAUGUCUCAUUUAGCAACAGAAAUUUUGGACUCUGUUGAACCAGUUCCCAAGGGUCCAAAUUUUGAUUAUAUGACCACAAGGGUGCAGCAGUCAAAAAACAGAAAUGGUCAUAAGUCACUUUUUUCAAUGCCAUUGUAACUUCGAAUGGUCACUAAACAAACAGUUGUAAAUUGAGGACUACAUGCACGCAUUUGUUUUAAGGCUUAAUUAGAAUUAGUUCCUCUGUCCUUCUGCAAUUUUUCUAUUCAUAGCCAAUGUCAGGUCCUGCUUUGCUUGUUACAUUUUUAUGUACUUCCCAUGUAAUAACAUAUAUUUUAGCUUUGUCCAAAUAAACCAACUUUAUAUCCCUUC
Pantherophis guttatus is the source of this 11297-nucleotide messenger RNA. Lineage: Eukaryota; Metazoa; Chordata; Lepidosauria; Squamata; Colubridae. The record is from RefSeq and is a predicted model, not a curated record.